Symbiodinium sp. CCMP2592 is the source of this 3966-nucleotide messenger RNA. NCBI's taxonomy places the organism in Eukaryota, Dinophyceae, Suessiales, Symbiodiniaceae. The record is from the annotation of a GenBank genome assembly.
AUGGGUCGAUUUCGUUCGGGCUACCGUCAGCCCUCAUCACUUCUGUAUGUGGGAAGCACUGCUGUCGGUGCAGCCAAGCGGCAUUUGAACCGCAUGGCAGUCUACAGAAGACUUCAAAGAACCGAAUUUGUGGAUGCAGAAUUGUCCCUGAGAUAUUGGGCAUCCCAACACAACCUUUUCCAGUUUGUGCUUGUUCCGCUGGAAUUUUGUGACAGCUACCAGCGAGCUUGGACUGUUGAGCACGAACUCAUUGCUCAAUGGCAGGCACCUUUGAAUUAUCCCAGAGCAAUGUCUCUCAUUAAGAAGACCGCUCUCGGUUUCCGAAUUUCGUCCAAACACAGAGGGUCAUUGUAUUGCACCUUUGGCCUCCGACUUUGGCGCAAACUGCGAAAGCGCAUGUUUGGUCGCAGUUCGAAAUUCUUCAUUCAUGACUCUCGGGAGUUAGCCUGGGGGCUUCUGUUUAAGCUGGCAUCGAGAACCCGAGCAUCCUUUGAAACAGCGAAGCUGCUCCGAUCCAACAAGACGGCUGACGAGGAAGUGUAUGCCCUCAUCAAACUCAGUCGCAAUAUCGAAAACCCUCAUCGCAACAGGGUGCAAGGAAUACUCAAAGGUGUAGCCAAGUUUCGCAAGAAGAUGCACUGGCCACGGACUUCCCGACCUUUGGGAGUCCUGCCAACUGCGUCUCCUUCGUUUUCCAAGGAGUGCGAGAAGUGGUUAAAAGACCUCAUCCUCCGGUACAAGUAUCUAUUUCCAUCUUUUCAUGUUCCAAAGAACAGCCUACGUGAAGUUCCGCACCUGAGUAUCAAGAAAUUUCUCCACAACUUCCGAUCUUGGGAAGAAACGAUGUGGGAGCACGACUUUGAUUUGGAGUCGGUGCACUGUCCGUGUGAGCAGUUUGCAGGAAAACUUCCUGCUCAUUGCUUCGUGUCUGGCCACGUAGCCACAGGUUUGGAGAACCUGACCAAGCUACUACCAGGCUGUUCGAGCAUCUUAUCGGCCAGUGCCGCGAGCACCUUUUUCCCAGGCCGCAAUCACUGGAUGGCCAAGUCCAGAGCUCUGUUUGAUCAGUGGCUCAAGAGACACAAGCUACCAGCGACGUUGCAUCCAAUUUUUCAAUCCUUUUGUGACCACCAGUGGCAGCAACAUGUUGCAGCCCUGGAACAAUCAGACAGACUACACUGGGCUUUGGUACAGAAGGUGAAGUCUGCCUUGCACUCAGAUUUUGUUCUGUACAACGAAGAUCAUCAUCCGAAUCAUGUCUUGUGCUAUUGUCCUCGCUUCUUCCUUCGAGGAGUUAGCACCACUUGGAACGAUCCCUCUGUGUUUCGUACUCUUGAUGGUACCCCUGAAGAAUGGAGACAGCGCAUUUUGGAGCGCGUUCCUCGAGAUCUGUCCAGAAGAUACGCCUGGGCCUUCAAAGAAACAGCUCCGCUGCCUCAAGGCACUGUGUUCCUGAAACGGAAGAAACAGUUUGCCAAGGGACGGACCAUCAUUUCGUAUUCCAAUUCGUUGUGCAGCAAGCUAUUGGAGCUGACCUCCAUUGCGUUAACCUUAAUGGUCAAGACGCUGUUUGCUGACAGCCCAGGCAUGCAGAGCAUGCCACAGCUCUGGAGGUCUCUUCAUGCUUAUUGGGCGAAGCCCAGCCAAGAGGAAGACGUCGAAUGGAACGACGAUCUCGUGGGAUUUUUCAAUGCAGUUCCCCGAAAAGACAUCAUGCACGCAGUGCAUUUGAUUGUCCAAGAAUACUGCCAAACUUCUGGCUGUUCGAUCCUCUCGAUCGAUAUGUUGUCAAAAACGGGACACCCGGGCAAACCUCGGGGGAGAACGAAAUCAAACUUAAAGAGGUGUUGGGUUUCUGAUGUUCCGCUGAUUGUGGAUCUAUCCUUCGCCACGGGAGUUUUUACAGCUGCUGGAAAGUGCAGGCAGCAAGUGGAGGGGACGUGUAUAGGCAAUCAAAUAUCGCCGAUCCUCUCCGGACUUCCUGUACUCCUGGCCGAGCGGCAGUUUUUGCAGUCUUUGCCGACGGCCAUCCAAUCGUCUUUCUUGUUUCUCCGUUACGUCGAUAACAGACUGAUUCUGGGACCUCAGAAAAUUCUACUGUCGUCCCAACUCCGGAGAUUCUGCGAUCCUAACUUUUAUGAUGGGAUUCAGUUGGAAACUGUGUCAGACCAUCAAUGGUUGGGUUUGACCAUUUGCGCCAAGACUCGCUCAGCAACUUUUAAUCUCCCGGAGCAACCAUGGCAGAUCCGCUCGCCCAACAGCGCUGGAUCGUGGCAGCUGGCAGCCUCGGGAUACUUUUCUCGAGCAUCUUUGAUUCGCCAGUACUCCUGGCCCCCCGAGUCAAGACCGGGACAACUUCGCAGACUCAAGCAACUGUAUGUACAGGAAUAUUUCAACCCAGAGCCAUGGCCCAGCAAUACCAUUUUCACUUCUACGGAGGACCCCCUGGAGUGCAGACUUCAAGCGGACCGCAACCUCCGGUUACAAUUCUUUCGACUCCUCAGGAAGCUAGCAGAGCUCGGUCGGUUUCGGUACACCCACCACCUCGAGCUCCGCUUCCAAUUCAACUCACACCGGGGGAGCCGGCCAAGUCUACUCACCCCAGCCGUGAGCGUCAUGAUCGCAGUCGCUCGAGACGACGACGGCGUCGACAUCAUCGGCAUGAACGUCACCCUGAGGGACCUCCCGCGGCCCCAGUUCGACCAGUUCUGCCUCCCCCUCAGCCUCCUACUCGACCACCAACAAGGCCCGAUUUUGGAGAACAAGGAGCCUGUCGCGGCAGCUGUCUCACCGGAGUUUCACAAGAACACGUCGCCCAAGACACCUCCCAAGAAUCCGGCUCCAAAGAGCCCAGUUCCUCCUGCUCAAUCCGGUUUGAUUUCUGUUGAUGAGGAACAGCUAUUUCAUGCUGCUCAUCGCAGCAGCUAUGAACAACUGCGAGAGCAAAUCACAGCUCGAGCCAAAGGCCGCAAUGCUGUCGAUUUCUAUGAGGAGGGAAUGAGUUCUCUCUUGGCGUAUAUGUUCUUUGUUUUGCAUUAUCAUGAGAAUUUUCUCACAACUGAAGGCUUGCAUACGUGGCCUAUUAUCCCACAUUCUCAUAUGCGAAGAUUCACUGAUCGCAUCACUUUUACUCGGCAACGUUCAUUGCCAGUUUCCAAAAUCCUCAAAGAGGAUGUUGAGGAUGUGCUGAAAUUUUUGUUGACCCGAUUUGGCCAGGCAGACCGACCUUUUCUGCCUGUGAUUCCUAUUGGCCAACGGGAGAUUGUCACUCUUGCCCGGUCCAUUUUGGCCAGCAAGAUACCAUAUAAGGCAAUUUUUCAGCAUGAUGCCAAGGCGUAUGCCAUGCCCCAAGAAGCAUUGCAUGUUUGGGAGUUUCCAGUGGCACAUAUGCCAGGACCUGAAGAGCAGACCAACUGCUAUUAUCUUUGGGGACACGGGACCACGGCCGAAGGCCUGGUCGGCAUCCUCACGUUGGGCAGGGUCAUUCGCUCUAGCGCCGAAGCUGUACAUGUGGCGCCGCACGAUCAUGUGUGCUCCUUUUAUGGCAAAGCCACACAAAACGUGUACUAUGAAGAGAGCAAGUUAGACUUCGUGUCAAAACUGCACCACUCCACGAAGAAUUCCGCAGGAGUGGUCGUUGGAGGAUAUCUUGGAUCUGCGCAUCACAAAUCCAAAUCCUCCAGUACUGUACAUGAAGGACACUUGUGCAAGUUCCACCCGCUUGUACACUCCCCUUCAGGAGAUAAGCGCUGGGCGGUACGUGAAGCCGCAGGGCGCAUCGACAAAAUUUGGAUUUUGUCAAGCACCCACUCCAUUACGUUGCCGAUGUCCACCCCCAACAAUCCCCGGCCGAUUACUUUUGAAACGGGGGAAGGACAGGAUUGGGGAGUCAGCUGGCCGGGCUUGGAGUACUCUGUACGAAGCACCGAAGCUUUACCGGUAUCCGAUGUACAGAGAGAGGCUUAA